Fusarium pseudograminearum CS3096 is the source of this 1500-nucleotide messenger RNA. RefSeq lists its product as uncharacterized. The coding region runs from base 1 to 1500 and encodes 499 amino acids. Gene Ontology annotation, cellular component: fungal-type vacuole membrane. Gene Ontology annotation, biological process: transmembrane transport. Gene Ontology annotation, molecular function: transmembrane transporter activity. The transcript has a single exon. The record is from RefSeq and is a predicted model, not a curated record. Lineage: Eukaryota; Fungi; Ascomycota; Sordariomycetes; Hypocreales; Nectriaceae.
AUGGCGACUCAGAGGAGUUCUGUCGCUAAAACGGCUGGCUGGCUAUACCAUGAGUCUGGCAUUUCAGCCGUGUGGGCAACUGGUAAAGACGCAUGGCUUAUCAUCCUCUCACGAACAUGUCGCAUGUUCGCCUUCAAAGCCGUUACACUUACCAUAGCUCAAUUUUUCUCCAAAUUGGGGUUCUCCGAUUUUCGCAUUGGCCUGUUCAUGAGCUUGACCCUUCUGGGUGAUGUUUUCCUCGGCUUGAUUGUCACUCUCAUGGCCGAUGGGCUUGGCCGACGAAGAGUUCUCAUUGCAGGCGGAGCCUUGAUGGCCUUUUCAGGCUUGGUCUUCUCCUACUUUGAGAACUUUUGGGUUCUUCUACUGGCUGCCAUCGUCGGUGUCAUCAGUGCCAGCGGUAGCGAUUUCGGGCCUUUCAGAGCCAUUGAAGAGUCCAUGCUGUCUCACAUCACAGACCCCAAGACUCGAGCCGAUGUCUUGGCUUGGUAUAUUACCAGUUCCAGUCUAGGCGCGGCGACGGGGACAGCAUUGGCAGGGCGAUUUGUUGAGAAACUCGCGAACCGGGAGGGUUGGGAUAUUGUAGCAGCGUAUCAUGCUACCUUCUGGGUUUAUGUAUUGAUGGGCGGGUUGAAUGUCGUGUUCGCGCUGCUCGUGAGUAGCAAGACCGAGGCGGUCUAUCAUGAAGAUGCUUCAGAAGCGUCAGAUGAGCUAGCUGAAGGGCUUCUUCGAGAAUCAUCUGAUGAGGACGAAGACACAAGCAGAAGGCCAUCUAUCGCAUCAGACCCCCAAAAACCCACCAGUCGUUUUUCAGGCGUUUCCUCGGGUACCAGAAAUGUCAUGUACCGUUUGUGGUUCCUGCUCACUGUUGACUCUCUGGCCGAUGGCAUGGUCUCAGAAUCUCUAACAACAUACUUCUUGGAUUCCAAGUUUUCUUUGUCCAAAGCUAGACUUGGAGACAUCUUUUCCACGGCGCAGGUCUUGGCCACGAUUUCAACAGUCUUUGCGGGCCCCUUGGCUCGCCACCUUGGCCUCGUCAACACCAUGGUCUUCACUCACCUUCCAUCUUCGAUUUCUGUACUUUUCUUCCCCCUGCCGAGCGGAAUUGUCAUCACAGUCAUACUCCUCUUCAUCCGCAUGGGCCUAAACAACAUGGACCAAGCUCCGAGAGCAGCUUUCAUUGCUGCUGUGGUGAAGCCUGAAGAGCGCACUGCCGUGAUGGGUAUCACGUCGACACUCAGAACGUUGGCCAUGGCUACUGGCCCAUCACUCACUGGAGGACUUGCUGAGAGCGGUAAAUUUUGGAUUGCCUUUGUUGUAGGCGGUGUGUUGCGAAUUAUGUAUGACCUGGGACUGUGGUUCAUGUUCAUCAACAUGAAACUGCAUACUCAUGAAAUUCCGCAAGAGGAGCCGGCGCCUAGAGGGCAGUCAAUCGAUGAAGAAGAUGUAGAGAUGCUACCUCAAUCUAGGGAGAGAAGGCGAUCCGAAGAUGAUUCAGAAUGA